AUGGCACACGAGCGAGGGAUCGACGGUGGUGCUUGUCGACUGUAUGUUCGUGCCGCGAGUGACUUGUUGGCUCGUGUGCUCGUCAAGGCGAUCUUUACAGAUAGCGAGCACAACGUUCGUGUUUGA
Messenger RNA from Peronospora matthiolae, 126 nucleotides. Lineage: Eukaryota; Oomycota; Peronosporomycetes; Peronosporales; Peronosporaceae. The record is from the annotation of a GenBank genome assembly.